UACCCGGAUAUCUGACGUCAUCAUAAUGGGACAUUGCAGUUUGAGGACAUGACUUGUUGAGCCACAAGUGUGGGCUUUAAUAAGGUCCUUUGACACUUGAUUUCCAAAAUGUUUGCCUGUAAACGCAGCUUGACAACUACUGUGAUAUCUGCCCUCCGGGUUUUCCGCAUCAACCAGGUUGUUGUGCCUGGAUAUGUGCAGAGAUGUAUGUCCACACAAACAGACGGAGAGGUCCGCAUCGCAGCGGUAUUAAAGGAGAAGUUUCCUUCAGCCGCUUCGCUCAAAGUUGUGGAUAUUUCAGGUGGCUGUGGGGCCAUGUAUGAGAUCCACAUAGAGUCCAGUGAAUUCAAAGGAAAAAGGACCGUUCAGCAGCAUCAACUAGUAAAUAAGGCACUCAAGGAAGAGAUUCAAGAAAUGCAUGGACUGCGAAUAUUCACUGGUGUUCCAAAAUAGUUGAGGAAGUCCUUGCCGGUUGAUCCACAACCUAUUUCCUUGUUCACAUUGCCUAAUAUGAAUGUACAGUUUUAAAGAAGAUAUGUGUAGGUAAUGUACUCUAUGAUGAUAAUUGAUGUAUCAGAGGCAAAAACGCAUAGGGACUGUGUCUCUGCAAGUUAGCAUUAGCAGCGUGAAACGUGCAAAAUAUGUAAGGUCACACUAUGUUAUCAUUUUUAAAACCAAUGAGAUAUAUGCUACUCUGAUAAGUAAAUAAUAUAUAAAUCCAGUGAAGGCUACAAUGCGCACAAAACAACUUGGGAAAGAAGUAUUUUCCUCCCAAUCUGGGGUCUUCGCAGGGUUUAUGAUGAUAGUGGUGAAAAGUUGAUGAUGAAAUAAAUACUGCAAUGCCUAAUUUAGGAAAGUUGCUACAGACCCUUGUUUUUAGCUGUGAAAGAGAUCUUAUUGCAAUGUUAAUGAGAUUAUGAUCCCCAUGUCUGUUAGUAUCCCAUGUAAAACUGCCUGAUUUUAAAUGGAAUGCUAGUCAUCUGAUUGCACAUGGACCUUGAUUUCAUGCCACCUUUACCUUGAUAAUGCAAAUAAUGCAAUAAAAAGCACAUGCUUUCUCCUGAA
Notolabrus celidotus (New Zealand spotty) is the source of this 1065-nucleotide messenger RNA. RefSeq names its product bolA family member 3 (gene bola3). NCBI's taxonomy places the organism in Eukaryota, Metazoa, Chordata, Actinopteri, Labriformes, Labridae. The coding region runs from base 109 to 453 and encodes 114 amino acids. The transcript is spliced from 4 exons. The record is from RefSeq and is a predicted model, not a curated record.